Molecule: messenger RNA, 2347 nt
Organism: Passer domesticus (house sparrow)
Lineage: Eukaryota; Metazoa; Chordata; Aves; Passeriformes; Passeridae
Gene: NMT2
Product: N-myristoyltransferase 2
Exons: 12
Coding region: 215-1711 (498 amino acids)
Biological process (GO): N-terminal peptidyl-glycine N-myristoylation
Cellular component (GO): cytoplasm
Molecular function (GO): glycylpeptide N-tetradecanoyltransferase activity
Source: RefSeq, a predicted model, not a curated record
ACAGGGCGCGGAGCGCUCCCCGCACGGCCCCGCCCCGCUCCCCGCGGGUGGCGGGAGCGGCCGGGCAGCCCCGGCGGCCGCCGCCUCCUCGUUCCCCGGCUUGGCGCGGGGAAGGACCGCAGCUAGAGGGAGCUGCUCCGGACCGCGUCUGCCCGUGCGCCCCGGUUCUUUCACAGGCUCCCCCGCCCCUUCCCUCCCUCCUCCUUCCCCCGUGAUGGCGGAGGACAGCGAGUCCGCGGCCAGCCAGCAGAGCCUGGAGCUGGAUGACCAGGACACCUGCGGCAUAGACGGCGACAAUGAGGAGGAGACCGAGCACGCCAAGGGAAGUCCUGGCGGGGAUUUGGGAGCGAAGAAGAAGAAAAAGAAGCAGAAGAGAAAAAAGGAGAAACCAAAUUCUGGAGGCACCAAAUCAGAUUCUGCAUCUGACUCCCAGGAAAUUAAAAUUCAACAACCUUCAAAAAAUCCAGCCAUUCCAAUGCAGAAGCUUCAAGACAUCCAGAGAGCAAUGGAGCUGCUCUCUGCAUGCCAAGGCCCAGCAAAGAAUAUUGAUGAGGCUAGCAAACGUAAAUACCAGUUUUGGGACACACAACCUGUACCUAAACUUAAUGAAGUUAUAACUUCACAUGGUGCAAUUGAACCAGAUAAGGACAAUGUCCGCCUAGAGCCAUAUUCUUUGCCACAAGGUUUUAUGUGGGACACAUUGGAUCUUAGCAAUGCUGAAGUUCUGAAGGAGUUAUACACACUAUUAAAUGAGAAUUACGUAGAAGAUGAUGAUAAUAUGUUUAGGUUUGAUUAUUCACCUGAAUUUCUUCUGUGGGCAUUGCGUCCUCCGGGCUGGUUACCGCAAUGGCACUGCGGGGUUAGAGUGUCUUCAAACAAAAAACUGGUAGGAUUCAUAAGUGCCAUCCCUGCAAAUAUUCGUAUUUAUGAAAGUGUGAAGAAAAUGGUAGAAAUCAAUUUUCUGUGUGUCCAUAAGAAACUGAGGUCUAAACGGGUGGCACCUGUAUUGAUUCGGGAAAUAACCAGAAGAGUAAACUUGGAAGGAAUUUUUCAGGCUGUUUACACUGCUGGAGUGGUACUUCCCAAACCUGUGGCCACUUGCAGGUAUUGGCAUCGAUCACUAAAUCCCAGAAAAUUGGUGGAGGUGAAAUUUUCACAUUUGAGUAGAAACAUGACUCUACAAAGAACAAUGAAGCUCUACAGACUUCCUGAUGCCACAAAGACUUCAGGUUUGAGACCAAUGGAACAAAAAGAUACUAAAGCAGUACAAGAAUUAAUCAAUACUUACUUGAAACAGUUUCAUCUUGCUCCUGUGAUGGAUGAAGAAGAGGUGGCUCACUGGUUCCUGCCUCGGGAUCAUAUUAUUGACACUUAUGUGGUGGAGGGUUCAAAUGGUAUUUUAACAGACUUCCUCAGUUUCUACACAUUACCUUCAACAGUGAUGCAUCAUCCUGUUCAUAAAAGCCUCAAAGCUGCCUAUUCCUUUUACAAUAUUCAUACAGAGACUCCCCUGUUGGACUUAAUGAAUGAUGCACUCAUUAUAGCUAAAUUGAAAGGAUUUGAUGUGUUCAAUGCACUAGACUUAAUGGAAAACAAGACAUUCCUGGAAAAACUCAAGUUUGGGAUUGGAGAUGGAAAUUUGCAGUAUUACUUGUACAACUGGAGAUGUCCAGGCAUGGAAUCUGAAAAGGUUGGUCUUGUAUUACAAUGAGAACCCUUAUGUUUCUAGAACUCUUGAGGUCAUCGUUUGAGUUAAUUUGAUCUCCAUAACUCUUGAAAUGGUAUUGUUCAAGAGGAGUAAAAGCACAACGUCAGUGAUACUGAAAUAGUCCAUUAAAGCUGAUCAACGAAGACAUCCACAUGUGACCAAAUUUAUGCAUUUUCAGAUAGAUCAGACGGUUCAUGAAAGUCUCCUAUUGUCCAUGAAAAGAAUAAAAAGCACAUUCAUUUAAGUUUCAAAGCUUAGCUUGCACCUGGAUGAGAAGAAGGUAUUUUUUCCACUCUGUAGAAAAGACUGUUUUGUAUAAACUGAACUUCAGUGGUGGAUUAGGGUACAAAAAUAUUUGCUAUUAUGUGGAUGAACUGCUGCAUUUCUAUUUAUUAAGUGGUGAUGUAUGUAUGUCAGUGUAACAGAAUGAAGGAUACAAACUGGAGUAUCUUUGCUUAUUUACUGAACAUGGAUAUCCUUUGGGGGAAAAUCAUGAAGUAUGAUACCUUUGUAGCUAUAUGAAAGUCCUGGAUGUUUUUGUAACUGGAGCAGUAUGACAGUGUACUGGUUUAACUAGUGCAUUUGUUUCUCCAUAAGCAACGCUGCCAAAUCAAUAAAAAAUACAGAUUUGUACUUUGA